UGUAAAUAAGACGACGUUAAACACUACUCUAAGCGUAUGUAAUUUUAUACCUUUUUAUAAACGUAUGUGUAACUUUUAACUACAGCUAUACUUCUAUGUGAAAACAGUUACGUUAAGACGUAGUAUAUUAAACUGGAAACAAUGGAAACACACAUCGUUCUUAUUUGCGCAAGUGUUCAAGCGUAAAAGUACCCGCCUAAUAAUUAGUCAUUUGCUAUCGAACGUGUACAUAAAAAACAUGUUUUUAUACGCUCUUAUAAUUUAUCAAAUUAUUAUUAUUUAUGGGAAGAUAUUAAAUUUUCCCAGUAAUGGAAUUUUGGAUAUGGAUAAUGGAUUGGUUACGGAUAGUCCGACGACAACUUUGAAGCAUUUUGAAGAGUGGGAUGAUACUUUAUGGGUUGUGAAGUUAAAUGAUGGAUUGAAUUUGACGAAUUUACGAUCGGCAACUGAAAGUGAGGAGGAAUAUUUUGACGAUGAAAUUGGACCAAUGAUACACAGACAUCCUCUAGCAUACUUAAGUUACAAAAGACGUCAGAACACAAGAAGAGUAAAAAAAGACGAUCCAAAGAAAUCAUAUCCAAUAGAUGAGCCUAAAAACAUUCAAGAUAUAAAACAUGACGAAAUUAACAAUGGAAUUAAGUACAAAGUUAUACAAAUAAUCAACAAGUUUGUUUUAUCAUUUCAAAAACAGCCUGACUCAAAUCUACCCGAAACUAUGGACGAGUACGAAACUCCAUCACUAACUCUGUACUUCAAAGGACCUUUUACAGCAUUAGUAAUCAACUAUAAGCGUAUGGUAUGGCAGUUUUUUAUUCCACCACCAUCACCAUUGCCCGAAUGGUUCUACAACGAGCAUUCCAAUAUAACACUUACUAAAAAUGGAAUGUAUGUGACAAUACCUGGCACAAUUAAAGAAGAAUUUUACGAAAAAAAUCUUCAUUUAUUAGAAAAACUGUUCAGUUAUCCAAUUUGA
This is a messenger RNA of Papilio xuthus (Asian swallowtail), 973 nucleotides long. RefSeq lists its product as uncharacterized. The record is from RefSeq and is a predicted model, not a curated record. NCBI's taxonomy places the organism in Eukaryota, Metazoa, Arthropoda, Insecta, Lepidoptera, Papilionidae. The transcript is spliced from 4 exons. The coding region runs from base 239 to 973 and encodes 244 amino acids.